Messenger RNA from Acanthoscelides obtectus, 3114 nucleotides. Lineage: Eukaryota; Metazoa; Arthropoda; Insecta; Coleoptera; Chrysomelidae. The record is from the annotation of a GenBank genome assembly.
CUAAGAUGGCUAUAGGUUAUACCGUAUGAGUACACGGGUAGGGUCUUCUCGCUCUUCCAUUCUACAAAUAUCUUCACGAUAUGAAUAGUGUGUGAGCCUCCCCUGACACAAAUGCUAGAUCUGCCCUAGUGAAUGCACCGACCGCACAGUUUUGUGGGAUACACUUCACACUUCCCCGGAAGGUACAAGAAUCUCACACACUUUUUUCAGUUAUUCUUUAUUCAACUACCUUAUUUCAAAAAUUAACCUCCUGGAUAUGAAUUUGCGCCCCCCCCCCCACACACAUUCCUAAAUGCCUGGCUCAUCACCCGUCACGCCCUCUGAAGGGUAGUCUAGGUAGGGGGAAGGCUUGACUAAUCAUAAGAACAGUUGCAGAUCGGGUGACUCGUCAACCGCGCCCUAUUUAGUUGCAGGUGGAUUGCAUAUUCUUCGUAUUUUUAACGUGUACAUUGCCCAUUUAGUGACAUUUAAGUGUUCAGUGUUAGUGAGGUUAUAUUUAUAAUCUUUAUAAACGAAAAUUUUGGAAUCUGCAUUCCAAAAAUAUAUUUUAGUUUCCUAACUAAAAUUACUAUAUAAUUGAACGCUGCAAUAACUUUAAACCAUGCCCGGAUGGUACUUUGAUAAGAAAGAAUUGCGGAUUACACCUUCAGCUCAAGAUGGAAUCGACUACAAGACCGAAAUGCGUUAUCGUAAAGAAGGAGCCAGGCUGAUAAUUAACACUGGUUCCAAGAUGGACCUAGGAUACAAUACAAUGGCUACAGGAGUAGUGUAUUAUCACAGAUUUUACAUGUUCCACUCUUUCAAGCAGUUUCCAAGGUACGUUACAGCGUGUUGCUGUUUAUUCUUAGCUGGGAAAGUAGAAGAAACACCCAAAAAGUGCAAAGAUAUAAUCAAGACUGCUAGGAGCUUACUAACUGAUCAGAAGUUUGCAACAUUUGGUGAAGAUCCGAAAGAAGAGGUAAUGACCUUAGAGAGGAUUCUAUUGCAAACUAUUAAAUUUGACUUGCAAGUAGAGCAUCCUUAUCAGUACCUGCUUAAGUAUGCCAAAUGUCUCAAGGGAGAUAAGACAAAACUACAGAAAAUGGUCCAGAUGGCAUGGACUUUUGUGAAUGACAGUCUUUGCACCACACUUGCAUUGCAAUGGGAGCCAGAAAUCAUAGCAGUAGCACUUAUGUACUUAGCUGGUAAACUGAGUAAAUUUGAAGUCGUUGACUGGAUUGGCAGAACACCUAAGCAUCUCAGAUGGUGGGAUAUGUUUGUAGAGGAUGUUACCAUGGACCUGUUAGAAGAUAUCUGCCAUCAGGUAUUAGAUCUGUAUUCCCAAACAGAUAGUAGUUCACCAGAUAGCCCACCAUCACAGACACCAAAAACUGGACCAACACGACCAGCAACAACACCUGUGAAGAGCUCAAAUGGACAGGAAAGAUCUCCUGAUCAGCCACCACCUGUUAGCAUCAAGGUGCCGCCUUCCACAGACAUCCCGCAGUUCCCAUACCAGACAUUCACUAGCGGCCCGCCCCCGAUGGGCGCAUACACUGCUGCCGUGUCCGCGCCACCGCCAUUCUCCACUACCGGACCUCCUCCAGUAGUGUCGGCACCUCCCCCCCACCUUACAGCCCCACCUCCAAACCUCAAUGGACCGCCUCCAACCGCUUCCGUCCCACCUGCCGUAUUCCCAUACGUCAGCCAUCCUCCACCACUGUUCAGUGCUGCGGCAGCCGUUGCGACUGGUGCGCCUAUCGUGCAGCCUGGACCACCCCCGCCGUUUUACCCGCCCACGCAGCAGCCGCCUCCAAGGCCUUAUUAUGGAGGCCCGCCCUCGACGUCGUAGUUAUAAUUUUUUGCUUAUCGUUGCAGGGCUGUUGUUAUAAUUAGGAAAGGCAAGAACUGUUUGAAAGAGCAUUUCCCCAAAUAUGAUUAAAAUUAGUUCGAAGAUAAGAGGAUUUGGUUACAAUUUUGGUUAACAUAUGAACCAUAUGUUCAGUAGCAUUCAGCAGCGGAAGCAAUUUGCUGUCUAGAGACAGUUGAGGGUAUGGAACCAUGAUUCAAGUCUGUCUCGAUUAAUGAACUUUGAUAUAGAUUACAUUUGAACCAGAUAUCCAAUCCACAUUAAGUCUUACAAAAGCAGUGUUUGGGGAAAUCACUUUUUAUAUGAAAUCAUCCAUUUGUUCUAAAAUGGACCUUUUGUUAAAAGAAAAAGUACAUGAUACUGUUUUUCUAAAAAAAUAGUGUAAUUAUUUUAGCUUAUUGAAUCAUGACAGAUGUUAAUCUUCUUGCAAGGUACAGCAAUUUUGUAAUUGUUAAUUCUUGUUUUGACAGCUGUAUGAUACUGUAAAUGAACAGGCACGGAUCCAGGAUAUACAGAGAAAUCAUAUAUCACUGACGUCGUAACGUGUACAAGAGACACGUUGUCUAGCAAUCUGAGUGACGAGCCCACUCAGCUGCGGCUUGCCUCGUUGCCAUCGCCGCACUCUUUCUAACAUACGUACACCGUAUUUCACGAGUAUCCAUCACGGUAGAACGACAGCCGAUUAUCUAGUAAUAUAUCAAAAUUCCCCAUAUCGGCACAGGACGCAUAAUUCUGACGGAUCCGUCAACGUCAGGAAGUCAGAGCCGUAUUUUGUCUUGGUUUUACUAGAUUUACACCCGAUUCAUUAUUGCCAACUAACACAAAAAUGUCACUUGCUGAUGAGUUGUUCACCUCAAUAGACGUCAAAGUGAAAUAGGGUAUAUUGCAUGCUUGCGCUUCUCUCAUGCACAUUAUCUCGUCAGAAAAUUUUUGAUUUCUAUGUAUAUGGGAAACAUUUUCUCUGGCAAUCGUUUUUUAAAAUUGAGGUGAUUUUCUUCCCCGUAAAUGUUUUCUAUGGGAUCUAUUAUAUUAUCUAGAGGGUAAUAUCCAUUGCCUGGAUCCAAGCUUGGUAGAAACCAAGUGUAUUUUUGCAUUUUUGGUGCAGUCGUAAAUGUCUAUGUUGUGAUAAUUUUUUAUUUUUAUAUCAUUGUAUUCUCAAACAAUGAUGUCAACAACCACCUUAGAAUGAUGCUUGAGUUUUUUUACAUUUAGGCAUUUUGUAAUGGUUUCCUAAAAAUCAGAAAUAUAUAUUAUUUCGAGACAAA